Molecule: messenger RNA, 342 nt
Organism: Adineta ricciae
Lineage: Eukaryota; Metazoa; Rotifera; Eurotatoria; Adinetida; Adinetidae
Source: the annotation of a GenBank genome assembly
AUGAUUGAAAACGUCAACAAAAACGGAACUUUGAAAUCCUUCACCCCGUCAUCAACCGCUGAUUUUCGAUCAACAGCUCAUACUCAUUGCAUCAACUCGAAUCGAUUGAAAUUAGCUGAACUUGCCGGAUACAUUCAAUUGAAAUCGAAUUUCAAUUCGAAACACUACUUACUUCAUGUCAGUGAAGAAGCAGGAACCGAUAUGAAACCUGAGAGAAUCAAAAUCAACCAAAUCAUUGAUUUAUUUCCGAUGUUAAAAGAUCUUUAUCGGAAAGAUUUCGAAGAUAUGUUCUAUGUUGUCAAAGUUUGGUUGAAAAUUUUCGUUUUCGUUGUGAAAGUUUAA